UCGAGUCAUGUGAGGGGCUCAAGCCCUCCUCCCUCCUAGCCAUGGGGAAUGGCAUGAACAAGGUGUUGCCGGGGCUGUACGUGGGCAACUAUAGGGACUCCAAAGAUGCACAACAAUUGGACAGAUUCAACAUCACCCACAUCGUCGCCAUCCACGACGCCGCACGAAAACUGCACUCGGACAAACACUACCUGUGUGUGAUGGCGGCGGACACCCCGGACCAGAACCUUACACAAUACUUUCCUCUAUGUAACGACUUUAUCCACGCGGCACGACUCCGUGGUGGCAACGUCCUUAUUCAUUGUUUGGCAGGCAUGUCUCGCAGCGUGACCGUGGCAGUAGCGUACAUCAUGAGCGUGACGUCUCUCAACUGGAAGGAAGCCCUCAAAGUUGUCCGGGUCGGGCGAUCUGUGGCAAAUCCAAAUUUCGGUUUUCAGAAACAGCUGCAAGAGUUUGAGAUAUACCGACUUUCUGAGGAGAGAAGAAGACUGAAGGAGAGGUUUCCUUCGCGGGCGCUCGCUGAGAGAGACGAGAAGGAGUGCAGGAUAUUGCUCAACUCUUAUCAAGGACUCUUGCUGAGUAAAGAUCUCUGUGAAGGAAAGUGUGCGUUCGGCGAGGUUUGUCCAACAGGCUUAUGUCGCUCUCCUAGCAAGAGAAUAUUGCGAAGGAAGUCUUCGACAACGCCGCCCCAGUCUCCUCGCAUGCUGCCACCCACGCCGACCGCCCACUCACGGUCGUCCAUGAGUCUGAACAACAUGAGCGGCCCCUCCACUGGGCGGAGACCCCGCAGCGGCCCGGGCGGGUUGUCUUCCUACGCGGCUAACUCAUCCGCUCCUUCGUCUCGCUCAGGGUCUCGUUACGACCUCACUGCAGUCGCUGGAUCAUCCUCACGGGAACGUGACCCGCCUAUCUCGUCUAGCGUCACUUCUGUCACGUCCAGACGUGACUUCGUACCUCAGAGCGCUCCUUCGAGUCCUCAGAACUUUCCUCGUCGCGCUCCCAUCGUCCCUCUACAUGAACUUGACUCAUGAACUAUGUCGGUACUCGCAUUUGUACACUUUGUUUUGACAAUCUGCUUAGGUUAGAUUGGUCGAUGCUGAAUUCUCUCUGUUGUUCAAAGUAGUAAAAUAGCUUAAACUAUUUAAAGUAGGUAUUCUAAUUCAAAGAAUCCUCUUUAGUUGAUUUGAAGACCAAGAAUUUACUAUCUUUUUUUACAUUUGAAAUCAGUUUUAAUAGAAAAACAGUGUAGUAACAUUUUUAGGUGAUUAAUUACAGUUGUGGAAUAGUACAAGUGAAAUCAGAUGAAUAUCAACAUUUUGUACUUACCAAACACAAAGGGACAUAAGACCAAAUUUGUGGGAAACCUAUUCUAAAUUUUAAUUUUACUGUUUUAUCAUAAAAUGACUCAGGCUCCAUUGCAAACACAUCCUAUUUUAAGUUUGAAAGCCAUCGGAACGAAAUUACUGAUAUAACUGAAAAUAACCUUUAAAUAAGUAAAAAGUCUGUUGUCUUUUUAUUCUAAAAAAAUUUAAAAGUAUUACAACCAUGCAUAGAAAAUAUAAUAGUAACAUAAUUCCAUUAUAAAAUGGCUUAUGACUGCUAGCAGAGAGUUCAGCAUCUUCCAUUAGGUUUUGUGAAUGCUACAAGUACAACUUUAUUAAGAUUUCUUGCAGUGAUAAUCCACAUUAGGUGAUUAAAACAUAUCUUGGAUUCAUUUUAAGAGUACAAGACAUUUUAGGUGAAUUAUAUUACAGUAGUGCUCAACAUAUUUAUAAGGUUAAAUAUGUUAAGAGUAAGGAGUGACGAAGAUUUUCGGAAUGUUAAAUUUAUGAAAAUUAAACUUGGUCACAUGUAUCCAAUUGAAGCAUUUACUAGUAAUUAUACUGAAAACACUGUGAGAUAAAAUAUUGUAUUAUGAAUUUACCUAUAGGAUUUGUUAGAAGUAGUUGCACAUAAAAUUGAAGUUGUUUUAGUUAUGUUUUUAUACAAUCAUAGUGUUGAAAAUUGAAUUUGAAAUAAUCGGAUAUCUAUUUUUAUAACAGUUUAAUAUGCAUUGGUCUAGGUAAC
Macrosteles quadrilineatus (aster leafhopper) is the source of this 2067-nucleotide messenger RNA. RefSeq names its product dual specificity protein phosphatase 22-like. Gene Ontology annotation, molecular function: protein tyrosine/serine/threonine phosphatase activity. NCBI's taxonomy places the organism in Eukaryota, Metazoa, Arthropoda, Insecta, Hemiptera, Cicadellidae. The coding region runs from base 42 to 1031 and encodes 329 amino acids. Gene Ontology annotation, cellular component: cytosol. The transcript has 6 exons. Gene Ontology annotation, biological process: protein dephosphorylation. The record is from RefSeq and is a predicted model, not a curated record.